Messenger RNA from Cryptomeria japonica (Japanese cedar), 411 nucleotides. RefSeq lists its product as uncharacterized. Bases 1 to 411 code for a protein of 136 amino acids. The record is from RefSeq and is a predicted model, not a curated record. Gene Ontology annotation, molecular function: nucleic acid binding. The transcript has a single exon. Lineage: Eukaryota; Viridiplantae; Streptophyta; Pinopsida; Cupressales; Cupressaceae.
AUGUAUUUCUCCUUUGAAGAACUAACUAUGUUUAUCUAUGAACAUCAGAUUACCCUCUCACAUUCCUCUAAUUACUUUCCACAAGGUAAUGGACUGGCAGAAUCAAGCAACAAGAACUUGAUAGCAAUUAUGAAGUUGGUUGACGAAAAUGCUCGAAAUUGGAAUAUGAAGGUAUAUGAAGCUUUAUGGGCAGACAUAAUUAUGCCUAAAAGAGCCAUCGGAAUGACACCUAUUGAGCUUGUGUAUGGGAUCGACACAAAACUUUCUUUACCCCUGGAAUUGUUAGCAGCCAAGCUUCAGACAGUAGUGGAGGAUUCUUUUUUUCAGAAUGCUCUAGAGAAGAGGGUUAUGUAUCUAAUGAAGUUGGAGGAGGAAAGAGAGAUGUUGGUGGAUAGAAUUAUGGAGCAUUAG